This is a messenger RNA of Ananas comosus (pineapple), 2429 nucleotides long. Its product is annotated as probable L-type lectin-domain containing receptor kinase S.7. Gene Ontology annotation, cellular component: plasma membrane. The transcript has a single exon. The record is from RefSeq and is a predicted model, not a curated record. Gene Ontology annotation, biological process: protein phosphorylation. The coding region runs from base 175 to 2223 and encodes 682 amino acids. Gene Ontology annotation, molecular function: ATP binding; protein kinase activity; carbohydrate binding. NCBI's taxonomy places the organism in Eukaryota, Viridiplantae, Streptophyta, Magnoliopsida, Poales, Bromeliaceae.
UCCCCUUCUCUCUCUCUCUCUCUCUCUCUCUCUCUCUCUCUCUACGUUCACACUUGAGCUUCUCCAUGAAACCCACUACUAAGUACUCCUUUCUCUAUUUUGGCCCCAUCCAUUCCCCUCCCAUUUGUACCUCUCUCGUGCAAAAAGAAGCCACAUCUCUUACUAAGCUCUUUAAUGGCCUCUCAUCACAUACAAGCUCUGCUCUUCUCCCUAUUCCUUCUCCCCUCUCUACUUCUAUCUGCACCAAUCUCAGCCAAAAACAUAAGCUUUGACUCCGCCUCCUUCUCCUUCUCCAACCUCACCCUCCUCGGCGACUCCUACCUCCGAAACGGCGCCAUCGGCCUCACCCGCGAAACCGACGUCCCCUCCUCGAGCUCCGGCACCGUCGUAUGCAAUCUCCCGGUCCAAUUCUACGACCCAUCGACGAACACCUCCGCCUCUUUCUCCACCAAAUUCUCUUUCUCAAUCACGAACCCGAAUCCUCAGUCCCAAGGGGAUGGCCUCACAUUCUUCAUCUCGCCCAGUAAUGAGACUCUCGGCAGCACGGGCGGCUAUCUCGGCCUUUUCAACGCAACUGCGCCGGCGAAAAACGGCUCGAUCAUCGGGUUCGAGUUCGACACCCGGUUGGACGAAGAAUUCGGUGACCCAAAUGAUAAUCAUGUGGGAUUGGAUAUCAAUUCUCCCAACUCGUCGAAGGCGGUGGAUGCCGGUUCUUAUGGGAUCGAGCUCAAGAGUGGCAACACAACCACCGCUUGGAUCGAUUACUAUGACGGUGACAAUCAGCUUGAGAUUCGGUUGUCGUACUCGGCCGUCAAGCCCGAAAAGCCGGUCUUGUCCUUGCGAGUCGAUCUCUCCGAGCACUUUGAGGAGACCAUGUAUGUUGGUUUUUCGGCUUCGACGGAGGGAAGCACGGAGCUCCACACCAUUAAAGAUUGGAGCUUUCGCACAUUUGGGCUCCCUUCUCUCAAUCCCUCCUCAAUCAAUCCAUCUCCCGACGGGCGCGGCAACACGUCGAGCAUCAUCCCCGCGAUGCCCGCCACUAGCCCUCGUAGCAGCUUUCGGAGGAAGCUCGGCUUUGCGCUAGGAAUCAUGGGCCCUGUAGCUCUUUGCAUUGCUUUUGUUCUGUUUGUUUGGGUCUCAAUCAAAAAGUAUAUGGAGUACAAAGCAAACAAACAGGGUUUAGCAACAGAGUUUCUGAAAGGGCCAAGGAAGUUCAGUUACAGGGAGAUGAGCACUUCCACAAGAGGUUUUCACACAAGCAGAAUAAUUGGGAAUGGGGCUUUUGGGACGGUGUACAAAGCAAUAAUACCAGGAUCGAGGAUCGCAUUCGCGGUGAAACGGUCGAAGCAGGCUCACCAAAGCAAGAAGGAAUUCAUAUCCGAGCUAUCCAUAAUUGCUUGCCUGAGGCACAAAAACCUGGUUCAGCUCGAAGGUUGGUGCGACGAAAAGGGCGAACUGCUGCUCGUGUACGAGUUCAUGCCGAACGGGAGCCUCGACAAGCUUCUGUACCGUGAACCGAACUCGUGCGGUUCGAGCCCGACGAUACUACAAUGGCCCGACAGAUACAACGUAGCGGUCGGGAUCGCCUCUGUUCUAUCGUACUUGCACCAAGAAUGCGAGCAGCAGGUGAUACACAGAGAUGUUAAAACAAGCAACAUAUUGUUGGAUUCCAACUUCAAUCCAAGGUUAGGGGAUUUCGGCUUGGCUCGGCUUACGGACCACAACAAAAGCCCUGUUUCUACUCUAACUGCUGGGACUAUGGGUUAUCUAGCUCCGGAGUAUUUGCAAUAUGGAAAAGCCACUGAAAAAACUGAUGUUUUUAGCUACGGAGUGGUGGUGUUGGAAAUUUGCUGCGGGAGGAGGCCAAUUUUUGACAGAGAAAACGAAAGGGCGAAGAAGAUGGUCAACUUGGUCGACUGGGUUUGGGGAUUGUAUUCAGAGGAUAGGCUCAUUGAAGCAGCCGAUGCAAGAUUGAAUAUUGGAGAGUUUGAGAGGGAGGAGAUGGAGAGGCUUCUGCUUGUGGGCUUGAGCUGCGCGAACCCGAACUGCGCAGAGAGGCCGACGAUGAGGAGGGUUCUGCAGGUGCUCAACCGCGAGGCGGAGCCGGUCGCGGUGCCGAGGAAGAAGCCGCUGCUCGUGUUCGCGUCGAGCACGUCGUUCAGCAUGCGGGAGAUCGUCGCGGAUUGCGAGCAGAGCAUGAAGUCACAAGAGAUUGGUUGUUAGCAAUUUAAUUGUAAUAAUCUGUAGUAGUUAGUAAGGAAAUGCAGCAAUCAAUUGUUUGUUCUUUGAAGUUGGUUUUUGUUCUUUUUAUUUUGUUCUUAUUCAAUUUGGUAGAUCUCUUUAUAUUUGUGAGAAUUGUGGUGGUAGUGUGAUUGUAUUACUCAAGUAACCAAUAAAGUAAUGUAACAUACUAGAAUUUUCUUCUUCUU